CAUCCUUCCAAGCUUGGGUCUUCUACCAGAGGCCUGGGAGCUUGAGGGCUCUGCCAGUCCUCCAGUUUGGGGGUUCCUGCCCCGAUGACCACGGUCACCACUGAUGUCUUCACUCUCCAGGCUUUCUCAAGUUCUGCUUUGAGGCCUUGCCGAGCCCACUCCCUCCUCACCAGCGGAACCAAUGAGACUCAGUGGAGAAAUUGCAGACCAAAAUCAACCAGUGUUCAGUGGGAGCGGAUUAAACAAGAGUUUCCAGGAGCUAGAAGCAACAAGCAGCUUCCUCUCACCUUGGACCACGAUGAAUGACGUGCAGGAAGCGACCUCUCCUGCGACCAGCCUGACCGGCCCGGCGACCUGCGUCACCAAAGUGGAGCUGCGAGUGUCAUGCAAAGCUCUGCUGGACCGAGACACAUUGAACAAGUCAGACCCGUGUGUCGUCCUCAUGGUGCAGAACAACGGGCAGUGGGUUGAGGACACCAUGGCAGCCUGUGUGUCUCCAACAUCAGCUACACAACGCAGUAAGUCCAUUUGGAUCAUUGGAGACAGCUACGUGAGGCGUGGUGCCCAGAGAGCUGCAGAGACCGUCGGAGACAACCUUGGCCUCCCUGACGUCUGUGUCUCCUGGUUUGGUUGGGGCGGACUGAGGUGGAAAGACCUUCUCCCCUUCUUUCACUCCCUUCAUGGAAGAGCAGCUCCUCAUGUCCUCAUCAUUCACUGCGGCGGCAAUGACAUGGGGGUGGUCAGCAGUGUGAAGCUGGUCAACAUGAUGAAGGAGGACCUGCACCGGCUUCACCUUCUCCACCCUCAUAUGACCAUCAUCAUGUCGUCCAUCACCCAAAGGUGUAGAUGGAGGGCAGGUGUAAAACCUGCCAAAAUUGAGAAGGCCCGGAGGUUCGUCAACAGUACAGAGGCUGUGUCCGAAUCCAGAGGAAGGAUGCUUGUAAGAGCGCAUUAUGAGGUCGAUGACGUCAAAGCGCAGCGACGAGUACUGUCCGAAUUCCAAGAAUACUCAUUCUCGCGUCCUCAAACGCGUCCUCGCUCCACCCACAUUUCGAGGAUGGGUCUGAUGGAUCCUCACAGGAGCAAGGUAUCCCAGCAUGCUUUGCGCGCCGGCUGCUGGACUCGACACUCGCAACAAUGGCGGACGGAGCGGGAGAGCAGUACAGCUUAAAAUGUAAGUUUGUUAAAAAAAUAGCGGUCAAAAAAAUAAAAUACGUGUUUGGGCACUUUUGGUUUGUUUUUCAUAUAAGAUCUAAUACCGCAAAUUGUUUUUUUCAUGUAAUUUAAGGCUAAAACAUGCCCCACCGAAAACUAGCUUGAAUGUGUAAUAGGAAAAACCCACCGUAAACUAGCUUGAUCCCAGCAGGCUUUUUUAAAGAAAAUAGCGGUAGAAAACUAAGCUGAAAGCGGUUCUGUUUAUAGACAUUUUUGUUUGUAUAAAGUACAUUUUAAGCAGAAAUCAGCGAGAACGAGCUUGUAUGGUGGUCCCGUCAUAAUUCCCGUUUGUGUGUGUGUGUUUAUUUAGCAAAUAAAGCUUCUCAUCAUUUGUUUUAAGGUUAACACCCCACCGUAAACUUGCUUGAAUGUUUAAUAGGAAAAAACUCACCGUAAAAGAGCUUGCAUCUUAUUUAAUCAUGUAAUGAACGCCAAAAAUAAUGAAAACUAAGUUUAAUGUUUAUUUAAAUUAAUUUUGAAGAGACCACAUUACUGAUUUAAUGUUUUUAGCACGGUGGCAUGGAGGUACAAGAGUAAAUCCAUUACACAUUAUAUGAGCAUAGUAUUUCCAUCUAUGUUCUGCUGCGAAAAGUACAGUUUAUCAUUAUUUUAUUAAUACAGUUGACAUGUUUUCUUUCUUCUAUUGUUCUCUUUAUCAUCUAUUUAGGAUGGGUCAAGUGCAGCAGUGGGGGACACAGAUGAGAGGGAGAGUGGUGAGAGUCAGCCGACAACAUAGAGAGAAAAAGAAAGAGCAGCAGGGAUGAUGAACUCCUUGACGUCAUCAGGGAGGACAUCAGACAGCAGAGGGAAGCGGAGGAGAGGAGAGAAAGGAUGAUGGAAAGAUUUUUAGCCCUCAUGGAGAGAAUGGUGGAGAAAUAGUUUAAUUUAAAUUAGUUUUUGUUCUGGUUCAAGAUAUUUGUUAUGAAAUUUUAUAUUUGUUGGAAUGUAUUUGACAUUUGAUGAAAUGUA
Nothobranchius furzeri (turquoise killifish) is the source of this 2184-nucleotide messenger RNA. NCBI's taxonomy places the organism in Eukaryota, Metazoa, Chordata, Actinopteri, Cyprinodontiformes, Nothobranchiidae. The record is from RefSeq and is a predicted model, not a curated record.